Stegastes partitus (bicolor damselfish) is the source of this 1825-nucleotide messenger RNA. RefSeq lists its product as uncharacterized. The transcript has 6 exons. Lineage: Eukaryota; Metazoa; Chordata; Actinopteri; Pomacentridae. Bases 163 to 888 code for a protein of 241 amino acids. The record is from RefSeq and is a predicted model, not a curated record.
GCUCUUCAAGGUUUUCUUUUCUGUUGAUGUUCUUCGUUGACAUUCUUCGCCAACUGGAAGCGCUUAAAUAGCUUAAAACAAUCCUGACUAUUUAUAACUCCGGAGCGGUUUCGUCCUUCUCUGACGGCUUAGUUUGAAACUGACGACAAGUGAACGCCAGAGAUGGAUUUUCUUGGCUUUCUUGUGCUGAUGUUUUGCCACUUGUCACAGGCUUUCCCUGCUCCAGUAGACACCGUCAUCGUUCAGUUCCAGCAGUGGGGAGUGGUGGGAGAUCAGCGGUUCACAGGCCAGGUCCUUCUCAAUGGAGUCUCUCUCUCUGGCACGAGUCAGGGUGUCAGCAGCCUUAUCCAAACCAUGUCAGCUGAUGCACUCCUUCCGGCUCUUCUUAGCGUCAACAAGACUUCAGCAAUGGGCAACCACACCGUCCUUCAUUCUCGAGAAUGCGUACUGGAGGGGUCUCAGCUGCACUGGGUGGACCGUGUGUUCUAUGAUGGCAAGGUCUAUCUGACUCUGGACCACAAUGACAUGUGGACAGUGCACGAGCCCCAAGCGCUGACCCUCAAAGUGCUGUUGGAGCAGGAAAUGCGGCGCACAAAGGCUGAGAGGAUCCACCUACAGGAGAGCUGCGUUAAGCUGAUGAGAGAAUUGAGGCUCUCUGAGGAACGGUCAGCUCCAGGGGUUCCCUUGCCUCAGUUUCUGAUCCCAAUCUUGGCUCUUCUGGCAUUUACUGGACUAAUUGUCAUCAGCCUCCUUAUCUCCAAGAGGAAGGGUUUGAGGCACCCUGGAGGUGUUGUUGGCUCCAUUAUACAUUAUCCCAAGGAUAUGACUGCAGUGACUCCAGAGAGAAACAGCUGUGGUGGUUACCAUACCUUAGUUUCGGCUGAAUAACAGGCUCCUUUUUCGAGGACUCUUGUGUGUUUCUACUGUCCAUGUCCAGCCAGUGACUUAACCCCUCCCUACUGGACGGUGUUGCUCCGUGAAUGUAACCACAUCUUUGCUGUCUUACCAAAAUCCCACUGAAGUGAAACUUACAGUGUGAAAAUACUUGUGCUCUGAAUUUCAGGCCAUACUGUUGUAGACACAUGUAUCACACUGGUGCUUUUAUUGCAUAUUUUAAAAAAAAUAUGGAUGCAUAUACGCAUGUACACACAUACACGGAGAUGUAAAUAGUUUCACUGCCUGCUGUAAUGUAAAAACUGCUUCUUGGCCAAGUUGUGACAAUGCAACAAGCUAUUUCACAGUAAUCAGGCAGUGUUUGUUUUGAUGAGCCAAUCACAGUAAAACUCUGCGCACUUAAUCUUACUUGCAGAGAAAUGUAUAUUUUCUUCUGUCUGUACAUUCUUGUAAUUAUCUUUAUCCAGUUCUUCUCUGUUCCGUCCAUGUAAUGUUUGUAGAGAUACGAAGAUAUUUUUAUGACAGAGUUUAGAAAAAGAAAUCAACAGUAUUUUUCUCCCUUUUUCUGGGAGACAGGAUGAUUGUGUGAACUUCUCACUCAGCUACUGAAAAUAAAUGCCUUAUGUACUUUUUUUUUUUUUUUUUUUUCCCAGCUUUUAGUAUAAACUGGAGCACUUAAUGCAAACUCUCCCUGUAGCCCACAUAUUUAAUUUUGUUUGUACAUUAUCUUAUGAAAAGUGGUGAAUUUGCAAUGCAUUAAAGAUCAGAUGUAAUAUGUAUUUGAUACAGUUCAAUCAGAGACAAAGUGUUUCCUUUUAAAUGCUUAGUGGGCCUGUAUCGCAUUCAUCCCAUUAUGAUGCGUUGAAGAAAGCUGUGCUGGAUUACACUUAUGUCAGGGCUGAGUUGACAAUAAAGUACACAGUUAAAGUGA